AUGGCCGAUAUCACGGCAGCGUUCAAUACGGCACUGAAAGCCCGUAAUGCGCCACCAGUCACAUCACAUCGUUACUCGAUCGACCGACUGGACGAGUUUCUAAAGGAAGCAUACAGCAUUGUACGUUUAGAAGCUUCAAGGGAGACAUUCGCAGAGUCUGACUCAGAUACANNGAAUGCCCGUAUAGCAGACCUCACUGCAUAUCUUCGCGCCAUCAGACCAUCCUACCUGUCCACUGCCCCAGCACCUCGACGACCGCAACGACAGAACUCUACCGACCACAAACCCGCUCAGGAUGCAACGCAAAGAAACUUGUCUGACACCGAAAGAGCCUCGAUCGAUGCCGAGGCAAAGACAGUGUUGCGACAGUUGCAUGCCGCUGUCGAACGUAUAAGCCAAACCGAGCAGAUCAGACAGGACACGGCCUCUCACAUUGCGCUGCGCAAACGUAACCAAGGCGGACUAGGUGCCAUUGGAAGAUGGGCAGCUGGCGGAGCUGUUACUGCGAAGAGUGCAGAAGAAGAGGUGGAAGAAGCCAGGCAAAAGAUGCUCAAUGCACACCGAGAGAGUAUCGUGUGGUUCCUGCAAGCCAAGCUCAGGGAGGCUGGUACUCUUCAGAGCACCAUGAUGGAGAUCAGGAUACAGCGCGAGGUCGAAAAGAGCAAGAGCGUGCUAUACAAGGCGAAGAGCAGUGCCGUCUCUCACCAAGGCUUCGAUGCUGCUUUGGAAUCCGAGAAACCAGCAACACAAGGACAGGAGAGGACAGGACCUCAAUUGAGUGAAGAACAGAUGCAACUGUUUGCACAAGAGAACCAAGACAUGAUGAAACAUUACCAGGACACAUUAGAUCAAGUCCGCACGGCUGAGCGGUCUCUUAUCGAGAUUUCAGAAUUGCAGUCAACUCUGGUCACCAACCUGACUGAACAAAACGAGCAUAUCGAGCAGCUAGUGCAGGAUUCCUUCUUCACGACAGAAAAUGUUGGAAGGGGAAAUAAGGAGCUCAAGCGGGCAAGCGAACGUCCCAGCGGUGCAAGGAUUCUAUUCCACAGCACAUGCGCAUUCUGUGCCUUCCUCGUCGUGUGGGACUUGAUAUUCUAG
This is a messenger RNA of Aureobasidium uvarum, 1098 nucleotides long. Lineage: Eukaryota; Fungi; Ascomycota; Dothideomycetes; Dothideales; Saccotheciaceae. The record is from the annotation of a GenBank genome assembly.